AUGAUAUCAAUUUCGAUUAUAUGGUUUAUUGUCAAAAGGGCACCGCGGUUCUUUGCUCUGGCGGUGGACAUCGUUGCCAUUUUCCUUUUAAUAUUUCUGCUCGUCGGCAACAACAGCACAUCGCAAGUCUCGACUUACCUUACCAGUUUCGAGUUCGAUUCCUCUUCGCCCAUGUACCGCAUAAUUACCUCCUCAUUCAGCUCCAAUAACUCUACCAGCGACCUUCAGAACGUGGCUGUUCGUGCCGGUUACAUGGGCAUCUGCGUUACGGGCAUCCCCAGCACCUACUCAGAAAAGUCGACGCUCUGCUAUAGCCGCAAGAACAUCUCGAACGCCCCAUUGUACGACGACCUCGAUGUCAAGGUGUUCAACAUUCGUUCCUCCAACAGCUCCUCCACACAAGCCACCCAGCUCAACAUCCUGCAGUUGGCCGAGGACAGCUCUGUGCGGCUAAUCCAUCCCUACGUCCUGAUGGCUGUUAUCGUCCUCACCAUCGUAAUGUUCUGCUGCACCCUGUUCGCAACUAUCCCCAAACUUCCCGGCAAGACUUACCUAAACAGGUUCCUGUUAGCCCUGUGCCCAGUUUUGACUCUUACUUGGGGAAUUGGUGCCAUGUGGACCCAUGUGGCAAUACACGCGAGCAGCAACUACAUUCCUCAUGCAUCUAUGGGGAUUUUGAAAGUCAAGAUGGGCUAUAAGGCAUCAGCGAUGGCCUGGGCAGCGUUUGCGUUUCUGAACGUCAAUUGCCUCAUAUUAUGGGCGCUUUACUUCAGGGAUCGGAGAUCUCUAAGCAAUGAAAUUGACAGAAUACGAAAGCCUUCUGCUAGACACGCUCCCAACGAUCAAAGUGACGGCUCAACUUUAGCUAGUAAGUACUAA
This is a messenger RNA of Lachancea thermotolerans CBS 6340, 879 nucleotides long. RefSeq names its product Fig1p (gene FIG1). Bases 1 to 879 code for a protein of 292 amino acids. Gene Ontology annotation, cellular component: mating projection tip; membrane. NCBI's taxonomy places the organism in Eukaryota, Fungi, Ascomycota, Saccharomycetes, Saccharomycetales, Saccharomycetaceae. Gene Ontology annotation, biological process: conjugation with cellular fusion. The transcript has a single exon. The record is from RefSeq and is a predicted model, not a curated record.